AUGGAAGCCAUUAUGAGUGUGGGUGACAAAGAUGAGAGUGAAAGUGAGGGAGAUGAGUCUAUUGAUUAUGAAAAUGUUCUAGCCUUUACUAUGAACCAAGAAGAUGAGAAGAGUGAGUCUUCUGACAACUCCCAUGAUGUCUAUACUGAACAACAAGAAGCAUAUGACAAAAUGUAUGAUCAAUGGUUAAAGGUUAUUAAGAAGUUUCAAUCCCUUGGAAUUAAAAAUGAAACCUUGGUGAAGGAAAAGAAAAUUUUGUCCAAAAAAAUUGUGGUAUUAACUAUUGAACUAAUUGAGGCUAAGGCUAUUGUUGAGAAAUUUAAUGUAGGUACAGUCAAGCUUGAUGAAGUGCUUGAACAAGGUAAGUCAUUUGGAGAAAGGUUUGGUUUGGGUUUCAAUCUUAGUGCUAGUACAUCGACUUCUGGUGCAUGCACGUUUGUUAAAGCUACUGAAAUUCCUACUGAGGUUGCUGAAGGGGAACAAGUUGUGAAGGAUUAUCUCUCCAUUUGCUUCAUGGAUCUUCAGAAGUCAUCUCUGUCAAGAAAGCAAGCUGAGGAAUUCUUCCCACUCGUUGAUCAAGUUGCCAUUGAGCUUCUCGACAUGGAUGGUAGACCAUACACUUUCAGUUAUGGAACUAAAGACUGCUACAGAAGACUUAGUUCUGUAAAUAAGCUUGGAGAGGAGGGAUAUGGACCAGUUUGUAAGGGAAUACUUAGUGAUGGAAGAGUAAUUGCUGUGAAGCAAUUAUCUGUAGCAUCUCACCACGGGAAGAGCAGCUUGUGCAGAGAAAUUGCUAUAUAUGCCGUGCAGCACUGUAACCUAGUAAAACUUCAUGGAUGUUGUUUUGAGAGAGCACAACAAAUCCUUGUUUAUGAAUAUCUAGAAAACAACAGUCUUGAUAAAGCAUUAUUUCGGAAAAGGAAGUUUCACCUUGCUUGGUCAAUGCAUUAUAAUUUGGGAGUAGCAAGAGGUCUAGCUUAUCUUCAUGAGGAAUCGAGGCUUCGAGUUAUACAUAGAGACAUGAAAGCCAGUAAUAUUCUACUUGAUGGUGAUCUCAUCCCCAAAAUAUCAGAUUUUGGUUUGGCGAAACUUUAUGAUGAUAAGAAGACUCACAUAAGCACUCGUGUUGCAGGGACAAUUGGAUAUCUUAUAUUGGAGUAUGCCAUGCAUGGAUAUCUUACAGAGAAGACUGAUGUGUUUGCCUUUGCCGUUGUGAUUCUAGAGGUUGUUAGUGGGAGGCCAAACAUGGAUUCAAGCUUGGAAGAAGAGAAGAUGUAUCUUCUUGAUUGGGCUUGGCAUCUAUACAAGAACAACCGCCAACUAGAACUAGUGGACUCAAAAUUGUCUGACUUCUGUAAGGGAAAUGUAAAAGGUCUAAUAGGAGUGGCUCUUUUGUGUACUCAGACAUUGCCCUCCUCGAGGCCAUCAAUGUCCUGCAUGAUUGCUAUGCUUUAUGGAGAUAUGGAAGUAAGUACAGUAAAUUCUAAGCCUGGAUACUUGACUGAAUGGGCAUUUGAUGAUGUGAUGACCUUUGUUAGUGAAGAUAUAAAUGAAGAAUGUGAAGAGACUAGCCAUUACAUCUCCUCAACAAGGUUAAGUACAACGAAUAAAACUCCAAAAAUAAAUGUUGCUGAAACCAGACUCCAUGGAUUGGCUUUUACUUUAGAUUCCAGUUUUGUUUCAUAA
Molecule: messenger RNA, 1686 nt
Organism: Pistacia vera
Lineage: Eukaryota; Viridiplantae; Streptophyta; Magnoliopsida; Sapindales; Anacardiaceae
Product: probable LRR receptor-like serine/threonine-protein kinase At1g56140
Biological process (GO): protein phosphorylation
Molecular function (GO): ATP binding; protein kinase activity
Source: RefSeq, a predicted model, not a curated record